Parnassius apollo (apollo) is the source of this 1737-nucleotide messenger RNA. Lineage: Eukaryota; Metazoa; Arthropoda; Insecta; Lepidoptera; Papilionidae. The record is from the annotation of a GenBank genome assembly.
AUGCCUGCGCUGUUUGCGUUAGACGAUUAUCAAUUUUGUAUGAGUCAUCUUGAAGGUGUUUACUGCCUGGCAAGAUUUGACUUGCACUCUGAUCAUCCAAAUGAACUUAUUACACUUAUUAAAGAAUAUUCGAAGUAUCAAAAAAAGCAUUACAAUCAUUCUCACGUAGAAAGAGGUAUCUGUGUGACUAAAACGUGUAGAAUGUUUUGCGAGGACAAAGAUUUAAGAAAAGAAGUGGACCUAACUGAUAGCCUUGAGAAGUGCUUUAAUAAAUCCAUGUGGGAGGACUACGAGUUGAAAGCUAAAUUAUCUAUGAUAUACUAUUGUGAUACAUACAGUGAAGAAGAAGAAAUCGAUUCUAGGGAUAGAAUUUUUAUGACAACCAUAAUUUUCAUAUUAAUUUUAAAUAUAGCUGGAAACUGUUAUGAUAUAUAUGUCAAGAAAACGGGACGAAAUUUAAAUGGGCUAGGUCACGUAAUAUUGUCUAGUUUCUCGUUAAAACAAAAUUGGAAAACUUUAACAUCAUACGAAUCCGAAAAUCCAAAAAUAGCAAGACUGAAUGGUUUGCAUGGAUUAAGGUCUAUUAUCACCCAAUUAACUUUAUUAGCGCACAGUUUAUUUACAAUAACGACUUUUAUAGAUAAUCCCCAUGAAGUCGAAAUGAGCUACGAAAAACCUUUCUAUUGUAUAAUAUACAACGGUUUGGUAAUGAUGCAAAUAGUUUUUACAAUAUCCGGAUUCUUGUUGACUUACAAUUUGCAAAUCCGUAGUGAAAAGUACGAGAUUAAUUGGAUUUAUUUCCCUAAAAUACUUAUAAUGAGGCUAUGUAGGAUAGUUCCAGCGUAUGCAACUGUCCUAUUUUUCACGUCUACCUGGUUCAAACAUCUCGGAUCUGGGCCGCUGUGGAAACUGUAUGGGAGAGGAAUUGCGGAUGACUGUCGCAAUCGCUGGUGGCACCAUUUAUUAUUUAUUAAUAAUUAUACAAACAUGAAAAACAGUAGUUGCCUCGUUCAGACAUGGCACGUGGCAGCGGAGAUGCAAUUAUUCACCUUAGGGUUGGCAGUGCAUAUAGCCACGAGGCAUUGCGGUAGAAGAAUAUUGUUGGCAUUACUGCUGCUAGUGGGUGCCGCGUCGCCAGCACUACACGUCUUACUACAUGAUUUGGAUCCACUUGUACUUGCAAACCCUGAAUUAUUCAGGGAAAAUCAAAACGAUACCUUCUUUAAGAUGCAUAUUCUUAGUCAUAACAAUUUAGCUGGGCACGUUGCUGGGAUGAUAACAGGUUACUUGAUAUAUCAUAUGCAACAAAAUGGUAAACCUGUUCGAAACAGUAAGCUUUUUUCCUUACUCAUUUGGUGGAUAUUGCCUGCUUCAGUUUAUGUAUUCUUGUUGGGAAAUAUAUUUUAUAUUGAAGGAUAUGAAGUAUCUUUUGCAUUCAAACUGCUGUAUGCAGGCACACAGAGAGUUUUCGCAGGCACUAUUGGCGCGAUCAUAAUUAUUGGGCUCGUAUUCAAGUUAAAUGUACACAUGAACAUUGCUUUUGUUAUUCUUGGAACCAAAACGCAACUAGUACAUACAUCCAUCUUUGUUGCGUUUAUGAAUUAUGUUGUUAUGGCAACAAUGUCAUUUAUAAUACCUUUGCCGCUUUAUUUAACCGUCGAAGCGCCUGUUAACAAGAUGGUAAAGACAAUAAUCGACCAGCAAGAUGAUCAGUAUUCUAAGAUGAAAGAAAAUUGA